This is a messenger RNA of Aphanomyces astaci, 1373 nucleotides long. RefSeq lists its product as hypothetical. Bases 1 to 1308 code for a protein of 435 amino acids. The record is from RefSeq and is a predicted model, not a curated record. NCBI's taxonomy places the organism in Eukaryota, Oomycota, Saprolegniomycetes, Saprolegniales, Verrucalvaceae. The transcript has 5 exons.
AUGGCAAGUUCCGACAAAGGCGACAAGAGCAUGAUGGACGCGCUCACUGACAAGCUCCACAAGGGCUUGGACAUCACGAACGAGCAGCUCCACAAGGCAGGCGACUGUUUAAUGAAGCUGCUACAUAUGACGUCUAAUGGCAUUUACGACUCCCAGGACGAAAAGGUCCGCGAAACGACGAAAGCGUGCUACGACUCGCUGCACCAGCACGCGUCGAAGGCCCAGGAAAUGUUCAAGGAGUAUGCGUACGGGACCAAGGACAAGGGCCACGAGUACUACGAGAGUAUGAACGACUCGAUCGACAAGUGGCGCAAGAGUCUGGAUGACCUCGAGUCGAAGGCCAGCGAGCACGCCGGGUUGUACCGCGAUCAAGUGACGGACUACGUCAAGCACCAGCGCCAGCACAUCGCCGACAUGACCGACUACGCCAAGAACAAGAUGAAGAAGCUGUCUGGCAUGGACAAGAGCGACAAGAGCGUCGCCGAACAGGCCAGCGAAAAGGCCGGCGAGGCCAAAGAGAAAGUCGGCGAGAAGGCUCACGAAGGCAAAGAAAAAGCCAGUGAGGUGGCCGGCAAAGCUAGCGAGAAGGCCCAUGAAGGCAAGGAAAAAGCUAGCGAGAUGGCUGGCGACGCUAAGGAGAAGGGCAGCGAGAUGGGCGAGAAGGCUAGCGACAAGGCCGGUGACGCCAAGGAGAAAGCGAGCGAGACUGCCGGCGACGCUAAGGAAAAGGGCAGCGAGAUGGGCGAGAAGGCUAGCGAGAAGGCUGGUGAGGCCAAGGAAAAAGCUAGCGAAAAGGCCGGUGAGGCCAAGGACAAAGCUAGCGAAAAGUCCGGUGAGGCGAAGGACAAGGGCAGCGAGAUGGCCGGGAAGGCAAGCGAGAAGGCUGGCCAGGCGAAGGAGAAAGGCAGCGAAAUGGGCAGCGACUUCAGAUCAAAGCUUGAAGAAGGGUGGAAAGCCACGUCGGAUCAGUUCCAAAAGCUCAAGUCCGGCAUCGAAGACGAAAGCAAGCAUGUCCGCGAAAAGGCAUCUGGUUACUUUGACUCUGUCGAGUCGAGCGCAACUGAGGCCCAGGACAUGCUCAAGGAAUGCGCCGAAGGCGCCAAGGACAAGGGCGGGGACUACUACGACCGCAUGAAGAAGUCGAUGGACAAGUGGCGCAGCAGUUUGGACGAUCUCGAGUCGCAAGGCAAGGACUACAGCGACUCGUACCGCAAGGAAGUGUCCGACUACGUCAAGAAGCAGCGCGACCACAUCGACGAGAUGGCUCGCCGCGCCCACGAACAAUCCAAGCAGGAGGCGGACAAAUAGGCACGCGGCGGAACACCGGCUACUGUAUUGAUUGUAAUCCAUGAAUAUUGCAUUGUAUAUCGCUG